ACAUCUAAAUAAUUGUUUGCUCCAAGAGAUUAUCAGACCUGUGCAAAGAUGAAACAACAUAUUAUCAAGUGAAUUUAUAAGACUAAAGGUCAUUUGACCAAAUCAGAGAAAAUCUGUCAGUUGGUCUUCUCUUUUUAAUAGUUACAGAGUAUAGAAAGAAGAAGCCUGAAGUGUGAAAGUCACAAAAAACAUCAAAAAAGAAGGGAAAGGAUUCUUGCUGGUGAAAAAAACAUAUAAAAUGUGUGCGGUACGGAACGGCAGCAGUCUAAGCAGCUCCAGGACAACUUCCAAUUUAUUUGUCUGUUAGGCAGAAGCAAGAAAAGUGAAAUCUAUUGUGUGUCACUUGUUCUGAGGAAGAACUAAUGUGGGUGCUGGGUGGGGAAGAAAGUGAAAACUUGUGGAUUUUUUCUGUUUGUCGUUAUUGGAAAUGUUUUUCAAGCAGAAUGAGCCUCUAGCACUGAUUAGAAAUCAUCCCACGAGCAGUCACGUUUCCCUGAGAUGUAUGGUUGUUGCCCAGACUUGUGUGGAAUUACCUGGAUUCUUUAUUGUUCGAACCGACUAGCAAGCAAAGACUUGUGGUAGAUCCCAUAAUGUGUUAGUCUUAGUAGAAUAUACUGUUUUAAUGCCCUUUAGCCGAGUGGGAAACAGGUUGCUUACUUUUAAGAAACGUAUUUCCUCAUCCAUAUCUAUUGCUUUGAGCCAAGUGGCUCCAAUGCUUUCUUGAAUGGAUGUGAAAUGCCACGAUCUGCUGUAGUCUGGAGUGAAUCUGAUGAAUCAGCUUCAAAAUCAGUUUUUCUCUCAGGAUCCCUGCUGACAGACUCAUUGCGUGUCUAUCAUUUGUUUCUCACUUAUUUGUCUCUUUCAAAACAUGAACUAGAAAUGUGACAAUUCUAUAUUUCUGAACUUUCUCUGUGUCAUUAGAUAAAUCAAAUAUGCAACAAGUCCCACCCCCUGUAAAACCCCUGAAGUGUAUGUGUCAUCAUGUUUCAUCCUCACACACACAUCUGCAGGCUUGCUGCAGUGCUGUGUGAUUUGCGCAGGAAGUCUCAGCAGAGGAAAUCCGCGUUCAGUCCGUUUAGUUGGAGCCAUGGCGCGAUCAAAAGCAAAGGUGUAUGUCUGCCUCUCGCUGAUUCUGAUCGGCGUUAUUGCUGCCAUUGUGUGUAUAGUUUUGUUUGUGAAGCGUGAGGAUCCAGAAUCAACAAAGUGUCCUAAUGGAACUUUCUCUAAAGCGGCAGUGGCCACAGACUCAAAGAUAUGCUCGGAAAUAGGAAAUGACAUUCUGACAAAAGGGGGCUCUGCGGUAGAUGCCGCUAUUGCUGCUCUGCUGUGCACCUUUUUGGUGAAUCCACACAGUGCGGGGAUCGGAGGGGGAUCCAUCUUCACAGUGAUGGACAGCUCUGGUGGUGUCAAAAUUAUCAACUCUAGAGAGGAACCGCCUAAAAAAGUGAAAUCUAACUUACUGGAAUCCUGUCCCGAGAAGAGCCCGACAGAUUUAAAAUGGAUCGGAGUUCCAGGAGAAAUUCGUGGAUAUGAAAUGGCUCACCAACUGUAUGGAAAGUUGCCCUGGGCUGAUCUCUUUCAGCCCACCAUCAAACUGGCAAGACAGGGAGUUCCCGUCUCUGACAUCCUACAUUCACACAUUAAGAACAUCCCAAAUUCAAAAGAGACCCAGUUUUUACGACAAUUAUUCACAGAUGACAACAAUAACUUGCUUCAAACUGGAGAUAUUGUUAAGUUUGAGAAACUGGCUGACACUUUGGAGAUGAUUGCAAAGCAAGGAGCAGAUGUCUUUUAUAAUGGAAAAAUAGCUGAAGAUUUAGUCCAGGAUGUGAAGGCUGCAGGAGGAACACUCGAUCUGGAGGACCUGGCAUCAUACAACGCUACUUUGACUGACGCCUGGAAUGUGUCUAUGGGGGAGUAUCAGAUGUACUUCCCCCCUCCGCCUGCAGGAGGAAGCCUCCUCACCCUCAUCCUCAACAUCAUGAAAGGAUAUCAGUUAAAUCCCGACACUCUGACUGGAAAAGAAAAGACGCUGUUUUAUCAUCGUUACAUUGAAUCCUUUAAAUUUGCAAAUGGACUCAGGAAAUACAUUCAAGAUCCAAGGUUCACCUCAGAAAAGAGGGCAAAUCAAUUUACAGAGGAGGGCUUUGCCAACUACGUACGAAACUUGAUCACCGACAACAGGACACAUGACCUCCAGUACUACAACGUUACUCCACAUCUGGACAGCAUUGGUACCACGCAUGUGUCGGUGCUGCAUGAAGACGGAUCUGCUGUUGCUCUCACCAGCUCUGUAAACACAAUUUUUGGAUCUAUGGUUAUGUCUCCAAGAACGGGCAUCAUCCUCAAUAACCAGCUGAAAGACUUUUGUGGGGGAGCAGACAGUGUCUUACCUGGCAAGCGGCCCCCGUCUUCUAUGUCUCCCACUGUGAUGAAGUCUAAAUCAAAGAUGCUUGUGAUUGGAGGAUCUGGCGGGAAUAUGAUCACAACUGGAGUGUCAUCGGUUCUCAUCCACCAUCUAUGGCUAGGAAAAAGUCUUGAGGACGCCAUUAAGAAUUCCAUUGUUUUUGUGGACUCUAAUAAUGAAUUAGAGUUUGAGCCAGCUUUUGAUAAGGAUGUGAUGGAGGCUCUUAAAGCUCUGGGACACAAACAAGCAUCAACAGAUAUAUUAAUCCACUCAGUUAAUGCUAUAGAGAAAAAGGACGGCUGCAUCUUUGCUGUGUCUGAUCCCAGAAAAAAGGGAGGACCAGAUGGUUACUGAGUUCAAAUCAUAAUGUAAAGAAUUCUGUCUCUCACAGUCGUUUUAGUUCUUCUUUAAGAAUCUCUUACAUUUUACACUUGUUAGCUGUGUUGAAGUGAACUUUUGUUAUUGACAUAAUGUGUAUUUCUUGCACUCUCACAAUUUUUUAUGAUGAAUAUUUUAAACCUCAUCUAUUUGCACUACCUACCACUAGAUUUGCUCCAUUGAGAUGAUCAUAAGUGACAGAGAAAGUCUUUUAUUUUAAAAAAAGGUCUUGUGA
Molecule: messenger RNA, 3020 nt
Organism: Oryzias melastigma (Indian medaka)
Lineage: Eukaryota; Metazoa; Chordata; Actinopteri; Beloniformes; Adrianichthyidae
Gene: ggt5a
Product: gamma-glutamyltransferase 5a
Exons: 12
Coding region: 1088-2761 (557 amino acids)
Biological process (GO): glutathione catabolic process; inflammatory response; leukotriene D4 biosynthetic process
Cellular component (GO): plasma membrane
Molecular function (GO): glutathione gamma-glutamate hydrolase; leukotriene-C(4) hydrolase activity
Source: RefSeq, a predicted model, not a curated record